CCCGUCCUUUUUGGCUGCUGCUUUAGCCAGAGCCACAUCAGAUGAAGUCCUUCAGAGUGAUCUUUCUGCACAUUAUAUACCAAAGGAAACGGACGGCACAGAAGGGACUGUGGAGAUCGAGACGGUGAAAUUGGCCCGUUCUGUCUUCAGCAAACUACACGAGAUUUGCUGCAGCUGGGUGAAAGACUUCCCUCUCCGCAGAAGACCCCAGCUCUAUUAUGAGACAUCAAUUCACGCCAUCAAAAACAUGCGCAGGAAAAUGGAGGACAAACAUGUCUGCAUUCCUGACUUUAAUAUGCUCUUCAACCUAGAGGACCAAGAAGAACAAGCUUACUUUGCAGUGUUUGAUGGCCAUGGUGGAGUGGAUGCUGCUAUCUAUGCCUCCAUUCACCUCCAUGUUAAUUUGGUCCGUCAAGAAAUGUUCCCCCAUGAUCCUGCUGAGGCCUUGUGCCGGGCCUUCCGGGUCACUGAUGAGCGGUUUGUGCAGAAAGCAGCCAGGGAGAGCUUAAGAUGUGGGACCACAGGAGUGGUGACUUUUAUCAGAGGCAACAUGCUGCACGUGGCCUGGGUGGGUGAUUCUCAGGUUAUGCUUGUGAGAAAGGGCCAAGCUGUUGAACUAAUGAAGCCACACAAACCAGACAGAGAGGAUGAAAAGCAGCGAAUUGAGGCCCUUGGAGGUUGCGUAGUCUGGUUUGGUGCCUGGAGGGUGAAUGGAAGUCUGUCGGUCUCCAGAGCUAUUGGAGAUGCUGAACAUAAGCCAUAUAUCUGUGGAGACGCAGACUCUGCCUCUACUGUCUUGGAUGGGACUGAAGACUACCUCAUUCUGGCCUGUGAUGGCUUCUAUGACACUGUGAACCCAGAUGAGGCGGUGAAAGUUGUGUCUGACCACUUGAAGGAGAAUAACGGAGACAGCAGCAUGGUUGCCCAUAAAUUAGUGGCAUCAGCUCGUGAUGCUGGGUCCAGUGAUAACAUCACUGUUAUUGUGGUAUUCCUGAGGGACAUGAACAAGGCUGUAAAUGUUAGUGAGGAAUCAGAUUGGACAGAGAACUCUUUUCAAGGAGGGCAAGAAGAUGGUGGGGAUGAUAAGGAGAAUCAUGGAGAGUGCAAACGCCCUUGGCCUCAGCACCAGUGCUCAGCACCAGCCGAUCUAGGCUAUGAUGGGCGUGUGGAUUCAUUUACUGAUAGAACUAGCCUGAGCCCAGGGUCCCCAAUCAACGUGCUGGAAGACCCAGGUUACUUAGAUCUCACCCAGAUAGAAGCAAAUAAACCUCACAGUGCCCAGUUUUUACCACCAGUUGAGAUGUUUGGUCCUGGUGCACCAAAGAAAGCAAAUUUUAUUAAUGAGUUAAUGAUGGAGAAAAUAUCAGUUCAAUCAUCAUUGCCUGAAUGGAGUGGUUCUGGAGAGCUUCCCGCUUCUUUUAAUUUAGGUUCAACAGGGCAGCAUAUACACAAAAUGGAGAGCCCGUCUCCUGUCUGUUCUAGGUCGGAAAACGAACAGUUCAAAUCCCUGGGAAAGACAGUUUCUAGACUGUCUCAUUUACGCCACCAUUACUCAAAGAGGCGGCACGGAUUCAGGCUUAAUGCAAAGUUUUAUUCAUUUCUCUCUGCUCAGGAGCUUUCCCACAAAACAGGCACUAGCCUGUCCUCACUUAUUCGAAGUGGGAAGAGAAGUAGGAUGUUAAGAAGUUCUUUGCCAUGGAAGCAAAACAGUUGGAAAGGAUACAGUGAGAGCAUGGUGAAGCUCAGAGAGAGCGAUGGUACUCCAUAUUCAGAUCUUCCCUGGAGCUAUAAAAUGUAAUACUCUUUCUUUAAAGUAGGCUAGCUAGGUCUCCCCAGUAAAAACACACCAUCAGAGUAGAAACAAGGCAGACAUUUCUGAAACAUGUGCUUCAUUAUGAAUCCAUGGGUGGCUCAAUUCUUACAUGUAAAUAGAUCUGUAGGAAACUCAAAGUACAGUGUUUUCGAUCUUAAAAAAAAGUAUUGGCUAGUUCACAACCAAAAUUAUCCAACAGAUCCCUGUGAUGUGUCUCCACAGCUACAUACAACCCUUCCCCCUCCAACACACGCCCUUCACGUCACUAGUGGAAGCCUGCGAGUUAGCUUAUUUCAGUCAGGAGAGAGUGUUGAAAUGUCAACACAGUUGAAAUCUUGUCUGAUGUGCCUAAUAUAACUAUGGAGAACUUAAUGCAGAAUUAAUUUAGUCAGGAAAUGUUCCCCCAAAGCCUGGGGACAGGAAAGGAACUCCCCGCCCUUUUUGGGUAGGUAAAAGACUAAAAGCCAUAUAGGUUUUAACUGGUAACAGUGAAAGCAGAAAGUGAGUGAAAAAUGUCAUCAUCUCAGACUUGUGGGGUGGUAUAUACUCACAAAGUUUUAAUGUUUUUUUUCUACAACAUAGAAGAUGAAUUAUGAAAAAAUUUUUUGAAUUAAAAGAAUAUUUCCUAGGGCUGUAGUUAUUUGGAAGGUUCAUAACCUGUUUUGGUGCUCUGGGCAGAAUUUUUAUUAUUUGUCACUUCAGGAGACUGCUGUCAACUGGUGUGAGUCUAUGACGCUAAUGUGUUUUUCACUGUACCUUCAUCUCAGGAGAAAAGAAAGUGGCUUACUGGAGAUGAUGUCAGGUACAAAUAUACCAGAAUCAAACUGCCACUUAAAAAGAAAAUCAAAUAGCAUUUCUAUUGUUUCUGUUUCUCUUCCCCCCUUUUUUUUUGUUCAGACAGCAAAAUGAAUAAAAAGUGAUUUUAGAGAAUGAAAAAUACUAGUUUUGAGUUCUCUAAAAUUGUUUCUCCCAAAGGAGUGACGUAAUAGGUAUGAGAGAGGCUGAAAGUACUGAGACCCAGGUUCUGUUGAGUUGCAAAUGGAGAACAUGCUGCAGUUUUGCUACCUGCAACUUCAGACUGCAGAGCGGACAUGUCUUUUUCAUUUCAAUAUUUAUUUGUAUUUUAGAACUGUCUCUUUUUACUAUUCCUGCAGUUUCAAACCCAAAGCUUAUCUUCAACUAAAGACAGCAAAUAAACUAAUCAUCAGGUUCAUUCAGUGAAGCACCUUUGGUUCUCUGAGAGUAAGGAAUGUUUCCACGUGACCUGUUAACUCCCCCCAAUCAAGCACGGAUGAGCCACACCAAUGGAAAGAGGCCGUCCUACUGUAAUGAUGAAAAUCAUUCAUACUUUGAUGCACUAACUGCUCUUGCUGAAAAACGCCCACUGCCUAAUCAUGUUUUUACAUCAUAUUGUUGUUGGGUGCCACUGAGUCAGUUCUGACUCCUAGCAACCCUAGAACUGCCCCCGUAGGGUUUCCAGGGCAUAUCAUGUUACAUAUUACAUCAUAUUAUAUCCCCUAAACCAAUAAUGGAGGACCAAAAUGCCUGGAUUUUAAAAGUGUAGAUGAUGACAGCAUAUUAUGAGUGCCAGUAUAUGUAUAUUAAGUAAAUACAUAAAAACAGCUUCAUAUUAGCAAUGAUCAGAUUGUUAAUCUACAGAUUUUAUUUUUUAGAAUUUGGAUGUAAGUAGAGAUUUCC
This is a messenger RNA of Loxodonta africana (African savanna elephant), 3511 nucleotides long. It is a transcript of the gene PPM1E, whose product is annotated as protein phosphatase, Mg2+/Mn2+ dependent 1E. The record is from RefSeq and is a predicted model, not a curated record. Bases 248 to 1798 code for a protein of 516 amino acids. The transcript is spliced from 6 exons. Gene Ontology annotation, biological process: protein dephosphorylation; negative regulation of protein kinase activity. Lineage: Eukaryota; Metazoa; Chordata; Mammalia; Proboscidea; Elephantidae. Gene Ontology annotation, cellular component: nucleus. Gene Ontology annotation, molecular function: cation binding; protein serine/threonine phosphatase activity.